Molecule: messenger RNA, 1041 nt
Organism: Gryllus bimaculatus (two-spotted cricket)
Lineage: Eukaryota; Metazoa; Arthropoda; Insecta; Orthoptera; Gryllidae
Source: the annotation of a GenBank genome assembly
AUGUGUAAAGGUGGAUGGUGCGCGUUUACUAUAACUACUAAUCAACGUGCAUUAAAAACUGUUUCUCGUGUGAAAGUGUGUUCGAGCCCAAAUACAGCUGGAAAUGCAAGUUUCAAAGUGUCUCGGAAUCGUUUGAUUAAGGCUCCGUCGGCGCUGUCAGUUGUUUGGGGCGCAGCGCGUUCUGACGGUGACAAGGGGCCUGGGAAUGGGGCGGGUGAGGGAGGAAGGGGGGUAGGAGAGGCGGCGACGGGCGGGGUUCGCCGACCUGCCGUUGAAGAGCGCUGCGGUCUCGAGAGCAGAGAUUCUCCCAUGGGUGCGUUCUCGAAAGAGGCGGUGGCGGGACUGUGCGCGAUUCGCGUCGAUGUGACUUUGCGCUUCGUGCCCCGGAUUCUCGCUGCCCGAAGGGUAAAGUGGGGCGGCGCGGCGCGCGGGCGCGGGUCAGCGGACCGCGGGCGAGCGGAUCUGGCUGCCCAGUGUAAAGCGUCGCGGCGCCGCACUAAUGCGUCUCUGAAUCCGCGCCAAUUACCGUUAUACAUACACUUUGCUGCCGCGGCGCGCCCGCGCCGCCGCUCCCCGCCUCAGCCCCCGCAGCCUCGUGGCCCCGCCCCGCCAACUCACACAGGAAGAGCUGUGGCCGCCGCGUGGGCGUUCGCAGCCGAGCAGCGAAGAGAUUUCCACGCCUCCAUUGAUUUGCAACCCGUUCUAGAUAGUCCUUACCAUACGUCCGCCAUGUUGGCUGCCCCUACUUUAACGGACUCUUGCAGUCCCAAACUAUUGGCGAGCGCGCCAAGUGAGCAUCCAGGCGUACAGUGCGUGGUGGGGGAAGAAGUCCAGUUCGGGGCUCAGUCCAUCCAGCGUCGGAAAUAUCUGCGGAAGAAGCGUCGGCGCGCCGGACUUUUGAUGGAUAAGUUGUGUUCGGCCUUGGCCUUCUUCCCCAGUUUCUCCGCGGGCAUCAUGUCCGCCUCCACGAGCCACAGGAGCGGCGGCGGCGGGGGCGCCAGGAUGAUCAGAUGGGGCUGUUCCUGCGGGGCUAAAGUAUAA